This is a messenger RNA of Marasmius oreades (fairy-ring Marasmius), 2438 nucleotides long. RefSeq lists its product as uncharacterized. The coding region runs from base 68 to 2143 and encodes 691 amino acids. Gene Ontology annotation, biological process: conjugation with cellular fusion. Gene Ontology annotation, molecular function: protein binding; phosphatidylinositol binding. Lineage: Eukaryota; Fungi; Basidiomycota; Agaricomycetes; Agaricales; Marasmiaceae. The transcript has 3 exons. The record is from RefSeq and is a predicted model, not a curated record. Gene Ontology annotation, cellular component: mating projection tip.
CAUUUUCCCACUAAUCUCCCUCUGACUUUUACGACUUUGCGACGACCACCUCCAUUCGACUUCAGCGAUGAAGUCCAUACGGAAAUCUCUCAAUGGAAACAAAGAUUCCGUCAGAAAUCACAUCUCUACCCCCAUGCCACUUCCCACCGUCUCAAAGCCCGCUCCGGGUAUACUUCCUCCCCAGAAAGUAAUAAAGGCGACCACAGAGUAUCGCUCGCAGGCUCCCCAGGAAUUAUCGUUCAAAAAGGGCGAUUUUUUCUAUGUUAUAAAGGAUAUUGACGAUCAGGGUUCUUGGUAUGAAGCGCAUAAUCCUGUUUCCGGGGCACGAGGACUUGUUCCGAGGGCGUUGUUUGCAGAAUUUAACAAAUCGUCUGCCACCAGAAACUCACAAGCUAUCCCUCUUGGCCUGAAUCCUCCUGCUCCUCCAUCGAUUCAACCACAGCAAGCUGCUAUCUCACUGCAGUCAAAGACACCAAAGUCACAAGUCUUCUAUGCGAUCGUACUCCACGAUUUCGAUGCUGAACGUGCGGACGAAUUGGAGGCCAAACGUGGUGAUGCUAUCACUGUUGUCGCACAGUCUAAUCGUGAAUGGUUCGUCGCAAAGCCUAUUGGACGGCUCGGACGACCUGGCCUAAUCCCCGUUUCCUUCGUUGAAAUCCAUGACCCAACAACUGGUGAAGCCAUUCAAGAUGUUGGAAGUCUGAUGGAUAAAGGCGACCUCCCCAGAGUAGAGGAGUGGAAGCGGGCGAUGAUGACUUAUAAGGAGAACAGCAUAGCCCUAGGAGUGCUGGACGCCCCUGGGAAUCGCGAAUCUAUCCCUUCAACUCCUUUUUUACAGUCUUUUCCAUCCCCUUCCAUACAAACAUCAGAGCCUACGAUUCAUGUCCAAGGUCAUUCUCCUAGCAAGCAUGCCCUUGCACCUACAAACGAACCACUUAGAAACCCCACACCCGAAUGCUUACCGGAAGGUAUCUUAUUGUUCGCUGAAGCAGUAUCCUUCCAUUACGAAAUGGAAGAAUAUUGGUUCCGUGUUAACGCACUAUUCCAACCUUACCCAUCUCCUGGUUCCAACACUUUACCACCUGCGAAAUCCCUCAUUCUAUUUCGGGUCUACAACGAUUUUUAUGACUUUCAAGUUGCACUUCUCAAUACCUUCCCGCGCGAAGCCGGUCGUGAUCCUCCGCACCCAAGAAUAUUGCCAUAUAUGCCCGGACCCACCCCAAAUGUCAAUGACGCUCUAACAGCUACCCGUAGAGGGGAACUCGAUGAAUACUUACGCGCACUAUGCGACCUCAGCAGGACUGGAGCCAAGUAUAUACUCGAGCAUCGAGUGGUGCGAGAGUUUCUCGUCCUCAAGCCAGGUGAUGUGGAAAACGACACCAAUCCUCGGGUUGAAGAAUACGAAGCAUUACAGGCCGACGGAAAUAUCAACGGCGAAUACGUGAACGAGAUUCGGGACACCGUAGGCAAGCUAAAGCUGGAUAACGAGAAGUUUGACGGAUCAGAUUACGACGAGGACGAAGGAUAUGCUCGUUCUCCGCAAAGGCAACCUUAUGACCGACAUCCGUACUCUCGUUCCGAAGAGGAUCGUCGGCCUUCGGAAGGAAGUCUUCGCCUUCAAGCACACUCUCAAAGUCACCACCGGAACGGCUCUACGUCUUCUGUCCGACGCACUCCUUCGCCGUACUCCCCUAACUCUCGAUCAAAUUCACCUAUUUCUGGCUCUCAGCAGUUGACUCGCGACAGCGACCCCUACUAUUCCGCACGAAAUCGAGCUCCACCAUCCCAUACUGCGUCGUCUCCGUCAAUAUCCUCAGUACGUUCGGCAGCACCGUCCACGACCGGUCGCACAAGAUCACAUUCGAGCGCCAAUACUCCCCCGAUUUCAGCUGUAAACUCACAAACUGCGUUCAUUAAAAUCAAGAUCUUCGACAGGGUGGCGGAUGACUUGAUCGCUAUCCGAGUACACCCACUUGUCACGCACUCGGAACUAAUGGAUAAAGUGCAGACUCGGCUGGGUUCAGAAGUAUCCAACCUCAGAUACCGGGACAGCGUGAAUAAUACUUUCAUUCCCCUUAAUACUGACAGUCAAUUAAGGGUUUGGAUGGAUGGCACAGACAAACAUGUGCUAUACGCGGAUUAAUAUUGUCGGAGGGGAGAGUUGUAGGGAUUGAGGUAUCUGUGCAGAACGUGACUGAUCACGAACCUUGGCUCUGUGUCUUUCGAUCUUCUUGUGCCCGUGUUAUUUUUUUUUGUGGCUUUGUUUCCCAUCUUUUUUGUUUCUUAUGUUACAUUUCCCCUUUACCUAUCUUUUACUCACUUAUCAUGUACCCGUGCUUUAGUGUUACUUAGUUAGAAUACGAUGGCUGUUGUAUCAUGUACGAUUGCUGCAUAACAAGAAGAAUACUCGAAUAUCGACGGUUCUUUGGCUGCUCUUC